GCUGCCUGUGGGAGUGGAGCCGGAGCUUCGCUAGAUUUUAUUUUUCGCUGCAGUUUUCUUCAUGGUGUUAGCCGAUCUAUUCUCUUUUGACAUCAAGGACUACUUCGAUGAGACAAAAGAAGAUACCACAAGCAAAGCCUUAGCCCCCUUAUCCGAUGAUGUGAAGAGAACUCUUGAUGAUAUCUCUCAUCGGAUGGAAGCAUCAUCACUAGACAGUUUGGUGGUAGACUGUGGGCCUAUCAGGACUCGGCUUCAUGAGGUUCAAGCUCUGAUCCCAGAUGAGCUAGCCGAUGUCCUUACUCCAGCUGUCUAUCUUAAGCAACAACAAUUCAAGCUGGAGAAGGCCAAGCUGAGACUAGCCGAGCGUCGGGAGCGCAAAGACAUCGAGGCCACAAUCCAGGCUAAUCGGCAGCUUGUUCAUGAAGAAAAGGCCAAGCUUGAUCAGUUAUCUGAGGGCCCGAUCAAAUCCAAUAUUGAUCGACUUGAAGCUCGCAAGAUUGAACUCUUGGCACAACUUCAAGAAUGCAACACCGAGCUGGACAUGGAACAUAAAAAGCUAGCCGAUCUCCCACAAGCUGUCGAAGAACAGAAGGCAAGACUAAAAUCGGCUAUCAAGAAUGUCGCGGAUAUGACCAAGUCCCUAAAAGUCAUCCCUGGAACCGAUGCUCAAGAUGCCCAAGCCAUCGAAGAAGUAGAACAAAUUAGGCAAAGAGCUAUAUCGGCUAUCCAACGAUACUUGUCUCAGUGACAUUCUGUAAUAAGGCUUAGCACAUUUUGUAAUCGGCUAAGAUGAUUCUGUAACUAGUCUUGACAAACCUUGUGCCGAUUAAUAUAACUCCAUGCUUUUUGCUUAAAAAUUUUCCAAAUUUGCAACUUGUGAAUAUAUGUGCCCCCUACUUUUGCAAUGACAAAGGCAUUGAUAAAAUUAAAAAAUUGAACUAAGAGCGAUAUACCAAUAUCGGCCAUUGUACAUCGGCAAAAUACAACCGAUUACAGUUUAAAAACAACUAAGGGCGAUAUAAUAAUAUCGGCCAUCUCAAGGCGAUGCGAAUACAUGAGACGAUGGAUUACACUAGCUGUGAUGGCGAGGUUAGUUGUUAGGUAUUCUUGAAUUAUGAAUAGAAGAAGCGCCGUCCUUGUUUUUGAGUAUAUUGUCCUUUGUCCUUGCAUCAUAUAUGGGUGUUCGCUUAGAUGAUGCAAGCAUGUCGGCUAGACCGCCCGUCUAUUUGUCUUCAGAAUCCCAACUUAUCAUUGUAUUGAAUUUUGUAAUUCAGAUUGUUUUUGUCCGUCCUUGAAUCCAGAGCGCAGCCACCAUCACCCGGAGCGUGGUAAUUUGGCACACCGCCACCCGCGCUCAGCGGCGCGCCAGCGCCCCGUAGCAGCGGGCGACAGCUAGGGGCAUCGAGCAGCGGGCGAC
Messenger RNA from Oryza sativa Japonica Group (Japanese rice), 1417 nucleotides. Lineage: Eukaryota; Viridiplantae; Streptophyta; Magnoliopsida; Poales; Poaceae. The record is from RefSeq and is a predicted model, not a curated record.